GAUCAGUCGGUGUGUGCGAGGACUUUCUGUGGUGCAGGACGAGAGUGUGUAUCGACCGACAGAGGAGAACCAGUGUGUCGCUGUUUAACGCAGUGUGCAGAGAGAGAGAACUGGGUGUGUGGCAGUAACGGGCGAUCGUACAGAAACCACUGCGAGCUGCACAGAGACGCCUGCAACUCACACGCACUCACACACACCAAGAUACACCUGGAGCACCGAGGACACUGCCUGGAGACGCCAGCAGAGACGGACGUCAGCCCCAUCGUGUGUUUCCUGUCUGCCCGUGAUUGGCUGAGAGAGAGAGUGAUCCAGUGGAUUCAGCAGGAAGUUCAGUCUGACAACAGGACGUCAAAUGAGCCCUUGACCAAUCACCUGCUGCGAACAUACUUCAAGUCGUACGAUAACGGGGAUUCAGAGCUAGACUCCAAAGAGUUCCUGAGUUUCCUGAAACACAACGAGACGGCGCUCAACAUCACAUACUCCGACACACUGGAGACUAACAUGCUGCUGAGGUCCCUGUGUGUGGACGCUCUGAUCGAGCUGUCGGAUGAGAACGCCGACUGGAAGCUGAGCUUAACGGAGUUCAUUAACUGCCUCACACCCUCAUACCAUCCAUACGAGAGAAAGUGUGCUCUGGAGGAUGAGGUGUUCGAGGACGGAGCUGAAACUCGGAUGGAGUGUAACAAGUGUGUGUGUGCCUGUGGAAACUGGGUCUGCACCGCUCUCAUCUGCAACGCUGGUUUUUAAAUGUUGGUGUUUUAGAGGAGCAUCAGGUGGAGGAGGACUUUAAAGGAGGAGCAGGAGGAGAAGAGCUGACGGAGGAGGAGUGGAGCCGGAGGGUGGAGGAACUCAACGCUGUUUAAACUGACAGCACAAAGAAGAUCGCAGGAAUUGCCGACAGGAGACUUUUCACACCGAGUCAGAUUGUGGUUCUUUUGGGGAGGUGGAGAUACAUCUCUUUGUUCGGUGGAUGCAGUUUGAACCAGAGCAGCAGCAUGGAGGUCGGAUCGUCACCAACAUAAAUAAAUAAGUGGUCCGAAACACACUUUCCUUUUUAUAUAAUUUAAUAUAUCUUUUAAUGUUCAUAUGCAUAUAUUGUUUUUUAUGUAUAUGUUUAGUUAUGGCCGUUUUUAACUUGUCCUAACGUUUAUUUUGUUUAUUAUUUAACACUAAUUAGCAAAGAGAUUUCCAAAAACUGAUUUUGCCAAAAUGCGUUAGUGUUUUAUUGUUAAUGAUAUGUGUGUUUGGGUUGGGAAAUAAAUGCUGAUUUAAUAAACACUUUAUUGUAUGAGAA
Molecule: messenger RNA, 1294 nt
Organism: Gymnodraco acuticeps
Lineage: Eukaryota; Metazoa; Chordata; Actinopteri; Perciformes; Bathydraconidae
Product: follistatin-related protein 1-like
Biological process (GO): multicellular organism development; regulation of BMP signaling pathway; cell differentiation
Molecular function (GO): protein binding
Source: RefSeq, a predicted model, not a curated record